CCGUUUAAUACCACAAAGCCAGAUCGAAAACACAAAGGCAGAUAAACAACGUAAAUUCACAAUUUGCAAAAGAUAAAUUAGUUUUCCAAACAAACAAACAAUGGAGACGACCAAAACGGCAGCGGAGAAGCUGGCGGAGCGCAAGGCGCGUCUACUGGAACUGCACAAGAAGCGGCAGGAGGCGCGGACGGACAACCACCAGGAGGUGGUGGCGGAGGACGCCCGCAAGAAGCUCCCCAAGAACUGGGAGGCCCGCAAGCGUCAGGCGGAGUGGAUCCUGGCGGACGACAAGGCGCGAUCCGAGGCGCAGGCGGCGGGCAAGGACUACGAGCGUCUGAAGCUCUUGGAGGUCUCCGCCGUGGAUGCGGAUCGCAUUGAGAAGAAGCAGAGGCGCAAGGACAAUCCCGAUCUGGGUUUCUCCACCUACGAGGCGCAAACAGCCAGGCAAUACAACAGGCUGGUCAAGACCAUGCCCGCCCGCGACAUGGAGAAGUACGAGCGACAGAAACAGGAGCUUGGCGAUGCCUUCUACGGCGGUGCGCACACCACUCUGCAUUCGAGGACAAAGGACACGCCAGGUGCCAUCAACAAAAUGGUCACGGAUCUGGAGCAGCAGAUCGAGCGCCGCAAGAAGUACUCGCGCAGAAGGAUCUACAACGACGAUGCGGAUGUGGACUUCAUCAACGAGCGGAACUCCAAAUUCAACAAGAAACUGGACAGGUUCUACAGCGAGCACACGGCCGAGAUCAAACAGAAUCUGGAGCGCGGAACAGCCAUCUAAGAUUAGUCAUUCAUUAUUUCGUAACUA
Molecule: messenger RNA, 808 nt
Organism: Drosophila takahashii
Lineage: Eukaryota; Metazoa; Arthropoda; Insecta; Diptera; Drosophilidae
Product: pre-mRNA-splicing factor Syf2
Cellular component (GO): Prp19 complex; catalytic step 2 spliceosome; post-mRNA release spliceosomal complex
Source: RefSeq, a predicted model, not a curated record